GGCGCGCUUGGACGGCACCACUUCGUGGCGGCGGGGGGAGACCGAGGGACUUUGGGAGCGGCCGGAUCCCAGCCGAAGAGGCAGGGCUGUCGGUGUGUUUCAGGUAAUAGGGUUUCCUAAAGGAAAGCCAUAUGGGCGGAGCGCACAGUGUUCUAGAAAGCCACGUGUUGAUUCGGGGAGCAGCUUUCUGAGAGAAGAGAUUGUGAUCUGGGGGCUUAUCAGGCAGGAGAGAAAAUGAGGCUUCAGAAAUGAGGUUUCAUCAGGGAUGAACAGAAAUUAAAGCAAUUUGAUUGCAGCAGAAUGGGUUGAUGGCUGAGUUGGGCUGUUUCUAAAUCCCACUGUCGUGGCCUGAAGUUUCUGCAAAGCGAAUUGUGACUGGAAUUAUUAAUUGAAAAAAAAGAGUUGCUCUAUGUAGAGCCUUUGAAUCUCCAGUUCCAAAGCAAUUGAAGUAUUUGUAUUGUUGGAUGCCUGAAGGCGUUCAAGAGCAGCUUGGAUGGAGCCCUGGGCACCCUGGGCUAAUAGCAGAUCUGGCUCCGUGAUGGUGGCUCUGCCUGUGGCAGGGGGUUAGAAUUGAUGAUCCUUGGUGUCCCUUCCAACCCAAGCCAUCCUAUCAUUCUAUGAUCAGUGGAAAAUGGCACUGAGACAAUAAGUUACUGUUUUUAUUGCCUAGUGGGAGGUCGGGGGUUCCUGAUAGCUCACAGCAGGCUCAGAGGGAAAGCUCCUGCACUGUGCUCUUUCUUUGCUCCCCCCAAAAUGCUGGAGUUGGGAAAAGAAAUUGGCCCUUGGUCCCUGAGCAUUCCCCUCAUCCGACAGCUCCCAACAGUAUGAAACUUUAUGAGAUGGCAAUGUCCCCUGCAGACCAAAAUAGAAAAGGAAAAAAAAAAAAAAAGAAAAAAAAGAAAAAAAAAAAAAGUAUGAAAGGUUAAAAAAAAAAGACAGUCGCCAUGGUAACGGGGUACCGCAGCGGCUCGCGUCGCCAUGGCAACGGAGAAGGCCUUCCGGCGGCGACCGGAGGUAGGGCGGCACGCGGCAGCAUGGCGGCGAGGUGCGGCCGCCCUUUGGCUGGCUGCGCUCUCACGCUGCUGCUGUCGCUUGGCGCCUCCGGGCCCAGCCUGCUGCGGGGUUCCCUCGCCUCCCACCCCGGUGCCUUGCGGCCCGCCGCCCUGCGAGCCGGGGAAGUUCACAGGCUGGUUACCUACAUCUUUGUCUAUGAAGACCUGAUAUCCUUGACCUGUGGUGCCAUUGUCAUCUGGUAUUUUGCUGGCAGCUUUGAGAAGAACGUUGGCACUGUGAAGCACUGCUUCCUCACCAUUGUGUUUGCCAUCCUGACCGGCCUCCUGUACCUCUUACUUGAAACUGUCAUCUCGAGCGUGUCAGAAGUGGAAGAUGCCAAAGGAUUCAUGCCUUUAGCUUUUGCUACACUGAGUGUCUCCACCACCCGCUCGCGAAUGAAGCGGACUCUCUUCUUUGGAUUUAGAGUUCCAGUGAUGCUGGUGCCGUGGUUUCUGCUCUUUGUGGUGUGGUUUAUCCCCCACUCUUCUCUCCUGAGCAACCUGUGUGGGCUCCUGGUUGGGAAAGCCUAUGGUCUUGGUUACUGUUUCUGCUUGGAUAUUCCAGAGUCGGUGGCCUCUAAGCUGGAUCAGAGAUUCCCUUUCAGUGUGCUAAAGAGAAUACCAGGGCUAAAAUACAUCCCGGGGUCCUCAGCUGAGAGAAGAGCCACUGAGAACAGCAAGAUUACCCCGCUGCCUGGCACCUAUCCCACUCAAAGCUACUACUGCUCUUCACCUUCGACUCUUCCAGCCUCCCAGAUGCAGCACCCUGGUGUUCAGAGCCAGGGCUUUCAGGACAGCUGCACACCAGGAUUUGGCCAUGCUUUGGGACACGUGGGACCUCAGCACAGCUAUGCAAGAUGCAGCCUUGUUUCUUCCCCCUACCAAGCCAGAGGUGCCUCUGCUGAGGGCUACAUUCAGUCCCACACUGGAUCCUCGCCUGGACAGUGCUGCCAGACAAGCAAGUUCUCUGUGCCACAGCGCGUGUGUCUGACUGGUCCACAGUCACCUGUUGGCCUGGACCUCCUGGCUGGGGUUCAGCAAGCAUCAGGGGAUCCAGCAGCCUCAGCAGCUCCUGUUCCAGCUGAAUUUUCCAAAGUUCAGGUGUACUGAUCCUCCAGAAAGCAGCAGGACUUGCAGCAGCAGGGAAGACGGUGUGAUGCUCACGGAGCAGCAAUUGCUGGCACUGUUGCUGUCUCUGAGUGUCUGAAGAAGCCACGUGUUGCUGUACAGCCACUUCUCCAGCAGCUCUUCUGGGAAAACUGCCACAGGUAUGUGUGGCUUCACAGGGACUUGCUUUGGGGGAAGGCCAAGGUGAAGGGAGAGGGCUUGAACCUCAGAUUCACGACAGUAAGAAGCUCCUUGAAAAGACAGAGGUGGGGCAGAGGCUUUCGGAAGGAAGAUGCAAUAAUUUGGGAACAGGCUUGUGGUGGGAUGCCUGGAGUUGGUGGCCAGCUCCAUCCCACUCCUGAUUGUUUCACCCCUCCCUGGGUCUACAAAUGGUUUCACAGUCUCAUUUUUCCUGAGCUGCUAACAAGAAUUUCAUUGUUAAGUUUUGUGUGCAGCACAAACAGGAUGAGGCUCUUGUUUGGAAGUUAAAAGGAUGUCUUCAAUACCAGGAAAGGACUGCUAGAGAUAAUCAUUGAAAUGUUGAUGUUCCACUCUGGUGCCUUGAUUUUCCUCCUCGUGAGAUCUACAUAAGAUGAGAUCUUGUGAAUUUUAUCACUGUGCAGAAAAUACACUAGAGUGAUGAGGACUGUUUGCAAUGGUAAAUGUUGUGUAUGAUCAAACUGAAAGCUUGAAAUACAGUCUAGAAGACAAACUGCCACAUGUCCUGGUUUGCUGUCAAGUGGGGAGAGCCUCUGGAUGGUGGUCUCAGUCCCAUGGGGACAGCUGGGUGCAGUCUGCAUGAUAGGCUGGUGGCAGAGGACACACGUUGGAGAAGAGUAGCACUGCACAUUGGAAAAUGCUUGCGGGCAUGGAAGCUGGUUAUUUUUAUUUGCUGACUUUUAACAGUUGAUCUGUUUCAACUCUUACCAGUUGCAGAACCAUCAAAAGGAUGGCAUGGUUUCCAGUGAGUAGUUUCAUGGCAUGCAUUAAGUGGUAAGAAGUAAAUGUUGGCUUCCGAGAGUCGCUGCUUUGUCACUGCAAGCAGCAGGAACAGCCCUGACUGAUAGGUGAGGGGAGAAGGCAGAGGGUCUCCUUACAGGAAUGAAGGUGGGCUCCUGCCCAUGCAGGAGGCAGCAGGGACCAGCCCUUAACCCCUCUGUGCUGGGUGCAGGUGCCCACUGCAGCUCUGUGGGAGGGACAUCCUAGAAGAAUGGGGGCAAAACCACAAUUUGAGUUUUUUUUUCUUCUGGCUCCAGCUCUGCUGUCAGCUUCCUGAAGAUCUUGGCAUGUCACUUGGUCUCUGAUCACUGCAACUACCACUGUGACCCUGGGGCUGCUCUGAGUCCAACUGUGCAACUGCCCUGUGCCCACAUGGCACUUGAAAUGUUCAGUGGCCUUCAGACAGACAUUUUGAACGACACAGAUGAUUUCUAACAGUCUGUUACCUGCCUUUCCUGAGGGCAGUUGUGACAGUUAAACAUUGUUGUAUAAAUCAGAGGAGGACCUGCUGCUUUUCCAGCAGUGGAGUUCAACCAAGUCCCAUUUCCUUAGGGCUGGCAGUGGGUUCAAAGGGGAAUGGAGAGAGGGACAGGAUGGGAUGUGCAAUUGUGGCUGAAGGCUGAAAGAAGGAAUUGAAACUCGGGAGAGGGACGCAGAAAUCAUCUGUUCAUCCGGCCUUGGCAUGUGUCUGAGCUCACAGCAAUGCUAUGGAUCACAAAUUGCAGUACCAGCUCCCUUCCUUGGAGGGGAGAUAAAGAAUUGAAGUUAUUCUUAAAAAAGAAAGGGGAGAAAAAAUAGUGACAAAAAAAAAUCAAUACAACUCCAGGCUGUCCUAGAGAACA
This is a messenger RNA of Tympanuchus pallidicinctus (lesser prairie-chicken), 4000 nucleotides long. It is a transcript of the gene RHBDD2, whose product is annotated as rhomboid domain containing 2. Gene Ontology annotation, molecular function: serine-type endopeptidase activity. The transcript has 5 exons. The coding region runs from base 945 to 2162 and encodes 405 amino acids. Gene Ontology annotation, cellular component: membrane. NCBI's taxonomy places the organism in Eukaryota, Metazoa, Chordata, Aves, Galliformes, Phasianidae. The record is from RefSeq and is a predicted model, not a curated record.